UUUGGGAGGCGGUAUGAUAAAAUCCCUUUUACUCGAAGUAGGACACGGUGAUUUAAAAUGCCGUGGGUUGCCAAGAGGGUGGACCCAUCGUCGACUGAGUCGACUGGUCUAGAGUAUUGUGGACCUUGACAAGUGCAAGAUCCGUCUACUUUUCGGCGUCAGAAGGUAAACGGCACGUGGAGAAAGGGUGCUAAUGAAUUUAUGGAAUAGUCGGCAUCUAGCUGGUGUUGGCUUACGCAUCAAUCGAAUAGCCCCUAUUGGAAAUAUCGCUAAGAGUGUGGGUGUUUAUGGAAUACUGAUUCCCUUACCUUCACACCUACUUAGAGGUGAGAAGUUCGGUCUAUUCUAGCCGAGGAAGUGAAAGUUAGGUGACGAUGAGCCGAACAUGGAAAUUGGCCGAAGUGAGCGAGCAUAAGACACAAGAUAGUUGUUGGAUGGUCUUACACGGAAAAGUAUACGAUAUAACUUCAUUCGUACCAAAACAUCCGGGAGGACGAAGUAUUCUCUUGAAGAAUGCGGGGCAGGAUGCUUCAAAGGCGUUUGAUUCGGUCCAUCCGGUUGAGAUACUGGAGGAAUACCUAACUCCCGACCAAAUCUUAGGCAAUGUUGAGUCGGGUGGCGAUGAUGAGGUCAAAAAGACAACAGAAAAUACCGAUGGCCUGCGGUUAGCAUCGGCUGCAGUGCCUCCUCUAGAAUCAAUUCUCAGCAUCGCGGAAAUCGAAUCGUAUGCGAUGAAAACACUAUCACCGAAGGCAAUCUCAUACUACGUCUCAGCCUCUGACGACCAAAUCACAAAAGCCGCAAACGGGCUAAUAUACCGGUCAAUCCUCCUGCGACCGCGCGUUUUCAUAGACUGCACAGAAUGCACCCUCGAAACCUCAAUCCUCGGUAACAAGGUCGGUCUACCGAUCUACGUCUCCCCAGCAGCAAUGGCACGCCUAGCGCAUCCCGCAGGUGAAGCCGGAAUAGCAAGCGCGUGUUCAAAAUUCAACGCGCUCCAAAUCAUAAGCAAAAACGCGUCUAUGUCGCCUUCUUCUAUCGUACCCGCCGGUGCAAACGCAGUUUUCGCGUGGCAGUUAUACGUGCUCAAAGACAUCGCCGCGACCGAACGAACGCUCGCGCAAAUUCGGAAAAUUCCGCAGAUCAAAUUUAUUGUGUUGACGCUCGAUGCACCGUUUCCCGGUAAGCGUGAAGCAGAUGAACGUUUCAAAAUGGCGGAGGUGGCGGGCGGUGCACCGCCGGGAGUCUGGGGUACGGAGUCUGCAUUGGCGUGGAAGAAGACGUUGGAGUGGUUGGGCAGGCAUACGAGUUUACCGAUUGUGCUUAAGGGCGUGCAGACUCAUGAGGAUGCGUAUGCUGCGACGUUGUUUCCGGCUGUGAAGGGGAUUAUUCUUUCGAAUCAUGGAGGAAGGGCGCUUGAUACUGCACCUCCGCCAAUUCAAGUUUUAUUGGAGAUUCGGAAGUUUUGCCCGGAAGUACUUGGUAAAGUUGAAGUACUUGUUGACGGUGGUAUUAAGCGUGGAACGGAUGUUGUGAAGGCCUUGGCUUUGGGUGCUAAAGGCGUUGGUAUUGGCCGACCUGCUCUUUAUGGGCUGUCGGUUGGAGGAGAGCAAGGUGUCGAGAGGGUUCUUAAGAUCCUAGCUGAUGAGACGAUGACAGCGAUGAGGUUGUUGGGUGUAAAGAAUGUAUCGGAACUUGGCCCUCGACAUAUUAAUACGAGUGCAUUAGCGUCGAGUUUGUUUGAUGGUCCUUCAGGCCUUGAGGAAGUCGAAAGGGAACUGCGGUCUAAAUUAUAGUGAAACUCUACUAAGAGGUGCGACGGUAACGAUUAGCAGGAUGUGAUAUUAAGAAGAGGAUUAACCGAAACCCAAAUUUUUAAUUAAUUGACCCGAAUAGCGGAUAGUUGCCGCAAUUGAAUAUAAUGACCAUACACCUCGCCGAUAAAUCCAAAAACCAAAACUUUUUAUUGUGUUGAAAACAAUGCCCCUUGGAAAUCAUCAUCCAUUAAAAAUGAGCCCCAGUCCAGUUCUGUACCGAAUGUGAGUUGUUCAUCAUACCAGCCAAAGAAAUUCGAGUCCCCAUCUUGUGAAGGGGUGCGUCCGGCGCCUUCGGCAUCACCAGUUAUGGCUUCGUAAAUCGCGGC
This is a messenger RNA of Hypoxylon trugodes, 2143 nucleotides long. RefSeq names its product FMN-dependent dehydrogenase-domain-containing protein. The record is from RefSeq and is a predicted model, not a curated record. NCBI's taxonomy places the organism in Eukaryota, Fungi, Ascomycota, Sordariomycetes, Xylariales, Hypoxylaceae. Gene Ontology annotation, molecular function: heme binding; oxidoreductase activity. The coding region runs from base 375 to 1796 and encodes 473 amino acids. The transcript is spliced from 5 exons.